AUGAUUUAAUGUGAUAUUCAAUAUCAUAUCUCGCGUUUUAAUGUGUAAACAAGCGCUUACAGCCAACAACUUCCAUUUAAAGUAAGAAACGAAUGCUAGACAUAUCUUACCUGUGAACGGUUUAAAUUGACCCUGAUUUAAAAUAAACACUGGCUCACAAAGCAGACAGUAAAGACUCUUCAAACGGGAAAUGUUUACAAAUUUUAUUUUGCUCUAAAAACAGCCGUGAAGGAAACGCUAAUGUUGUUUUUCUUCGGUUAAGCGAAAGCUCCGACCACGUCACAAAACUGACCAAUCACGUACCAGUAGUAGAACGUUGGAACGCGGGUUCGAUCGUGACGCAACAGCAAAAGAGCUCUCUCGGUGAAAAAUUUGCUCAUUGCGUUUAUUUGACACAAAGCUAGAAGCUGUACAAAGUUUGCUCUGCUAAUACUGUCAAUUGAUAGCGUACGGUUUAUUGAGGAUCACUUUGAUAAACUAGCUUUACUUUCAGAACAUUUCAGUGUUUAUUGUAAGUUUAUUUGGAUUUUCUCAUCUAUAAGUGUACGCAAGUUUAACCAAAAAUGUUAUUUACCGUGCUCGGAGUAAUUGCUCUCUUUCUGAGAGAAAGAGACACCAACAACACUGAAGAAGAGGUCCAGAAUGAUGUACCACCUGUGAGGAACAGUGACGGUCGAGAAAUCGAUGACUGGUGUAAAGAGCCAUCACUGUUAGAGCCUGUCAGUGUUCACAGUGAGGAACCAUCGCUGGAGGAGCCUGUCAGUGUUCACAGUGACGAACCAUCGCUGGAGGAGCCUGUCAGUGUUCACAGUGAGGAACCAUCGCUGGAGGAGCCUGUCAGUGUUCACAGUGAGGAACCAUCGCUGGUAGAGCCUGUCAGUGUUCACAGUGAGGAACCAUCGCUGGAGGAGCCUGUCAGUGUUCACAGUGAGGAACCAUCGCUGGUAGAGCCUGUCAGUGUUCACAGUGAGGAACCAUCGCUGGAGGAGCCUGUCAGUGUUCACAGUGAGGAACCAUCGCUGGAGGAGCCUGUCAGUGUUCACAGUGAGGAACCAUCGCUGGAGGAGCCUGUCAGUGUUCACAGUGAGGAACCAUCGCUGGAGGAGCCUGUCAGUGUUCACAGUGAGGAACCAUCGCUGGAGGAGCCUGUCAGUGUUCACAGUGAGGAACCAUCGCUGGAGGAGCCUGUCAGUGUUCACAGUGAGGAACCAUCACUGGAGGAGCCUGUCAGUGUUCACAGUGAGGAACCAUCACUGGAGGAACCAUCACUGGAUCUCAGCUUCUUCUCUGCUGAGUCAAGCUGGAGUGAAGAUCUCUCUUCAAGCUUCUUAACUGUUGAGUCGAGCUGGAGUGAUGAUCUCUCUUCAGGCUUCUUAACUGCUGAGUCUGGCUGUGGUGAUGAUGAACCCCUAUUUGUUGACUCUGCUGAACCUGAGAAAUUGAUGGAGGACAAAGAGACACAAAUCAUUGAGAUCAAUUCCCACUGCUAUGCAAUUGAAGCUCAGCUGGGUGAAGGAGGCUGUGGAGCCGUUUUCUCAGCCACUCGUUUAGAAGAUGGCCUUCAGGUGGCAGUAAAAUUGUCCGAUUUCGAGGAGGAGAAGCGAUUCAUCAGUGUUGAUGGGUUUGAAGAUCCACUUCCACUGGAGAUCGCUCUGCACUUUCUUGCCAAUAAAGGCCCCAAGGUUAAGGAAAUCAUCGAGCUUUUGGACUGGAAGGUGGAGGCUGAUAGGUACUUCAUGGUGCUAGAGCAGCCCAUACCCUGCAUGAGCUUGCAUGAAUUCCUUCUCGACUGCGAAGGCAUCAUUCCAGAGAACAAGCUACGAACAAUCAUGUACCAGACAACAGUUGCAGCCCAAACAUGCUGCCAGCGUGGAGUUCUUCAUCGUGAUAUCAAGCUGGAGAACUUGCUGAUUAACCCGGACACCCUUGAGGUCAAACUGAUUGACUUCGGGUGCGGCGAUCUUCUUACUGAGGACAGUUUCCAAUACUUUAGAGGCACCAGAGAGUACUUCCCUCCCGAGUUUUCAUCAACUGGAAGAUACCACGGGGAACCAGCGACAGUCUGGUCACUUGGAGUUGUUCUGUUUCUGCUAGUUUUCUACAGAUUUCCAGAACAAAGUGACUUGCCUAGAAUGAACAACAGAAGGUUGAGGAUUAAAGGCUUGUCAAGAGACUGCUGCGAUUUCUUCCACGGCUGUCUGCAGUUGGACCCAAAGGAUCGGCUUGAACUGCAGAACCUCAGUUCCCAUAAGUGGAUUAGGACGAAAACAAGGAGGAAUGAGGAGAACUGUCCUAAUUUAACGGAUGGAUCUAGUCAUUCCAAUCACCCCAUAACCUCCAAUUAAAUUCCUUGUAAAUAAAAAAAAGAAAUGAUAAAGCACUUAACAAUUUGGACCUUUAUAUAGUGUAUGUGCCUCUUCCUGCACUUUAACACCAGCUUUUGCACUAAUUCUUGCACUUUUACAUGCUAAAAUAAAAUCUAUAAUAAAAAAAUAAAUAAAAAGAUAUAUCUCAGUCGUUCCCAAUCCAGGUCCAUAUAUUUUUAUGUGUCUCUGUGAAAAUUUUAUUUGAGACGGAUCAGAGAGACUUCUGGACCAAUGAUUACUGGGAACAACUGAUAUAUAUACAGGGUUUACAAUUAACAUUAUCACUCACCAUCCAA
Danio rerio (zebrafish) is the source of this 2662-nucleotide messenger RNA. Lineage: Eukaryota; Metazoa; Chordata; Actinopteri; Cypriniformes; Danionidae. The record is from RefSeq and is a predicted model, not a curated record.